AUGCAUAGCCUCGCGUUGUGUGGUGAAACGGUCCAAUGGCGGGCUGUCGAUUGGCCAUCAGCCUUGUCCAAUCAUCUUCCGACAAGGCCAGUCGGUGCGCUGAUUGGCUGCUGGGCAGCACCACUUGUCCGGCCCAACAGGUUUCGUGGAUUGCACACCCCGGUCGACCAAUCAGCGUCGAGCAGGCAGAGGCGAACUAGCUGCCGACUGCAGAAGGCCGGUGCAGGCGACCGGUCGUUGUUCGCUCCUCAUUGA
Protopolystoma xenopodis is the source of this 255-nucleotide messenger RNA. The record is from the annotation of a GenBank genome assembly. NCBI's taxonomy places the organism in Eukaryota, Metazoa, Platyhelminthes, Monogenea, Polystomatidea, Polystomatidae.